AUGUUUCACAAUCCCGUUUCUUUCGAAAAGCGCACUCAGCAUUUAUGUUAUCAACACAUCGAUACGAUAAGCCGCCGAUACGCCGUUCGUCCACGUACACAGUUUACAUUAACAGCUGACGGAAUGAUGUAUUUAGUGGUUCUCGCUGCGAUAUUGCAGUGCGCAGUGUCACAACAGUAUCAGCAAAAAGUCGCACCUGGGGUACCACCGCAGAACUAUCAGAACUAUCAGCCGGCUCCACCACCACCGCCGCCACAGCCCAUACAAACGCAACAACAGCAACAGUACCAGCAGCAGCAGCAGUACCAGCAGCCCCAGCAGCCGCAGCAGCAGCAUUACCAGCAGCAGGUGCCGGUGCAGCAGGUGCCUUCACCACAGGGCCACGGCCACCAUGGGGAUCCCCAACUGCUGAAUCCAGCUAACAUUGCUCAGGAAAGGGACCACAUCCAGGAGCACAUGGACGUGCCAAUCGACACCUCCAAGAUGUCUGAGCAAGAACUGCAGUUCCACUACUUCAAGAUGCACGAUGCUGACAACAACGAUAAACUGGACGGCUGCGAACUCAUCAAAUCACUCAUUCAUUGGCACGAGCAAGGGCACAAGCAGCAGCCCGCGCCCGGCGCGCCGCCCGUCGGCGAGAAGAUAUUCAACGACGACGAACUCACCAAUCUCAUCGAUCCCAUCCUCAACAUGGACGACCACAACCGCGACGGCUACAUAGACUAUCCCGAGUUCGUGCGAGCGCAACAGAAAAGCCAGAAGCAAGAUGGCAAC
This is a messenger RNA of Iphiclides podalirius (scarce swallowtail), 774 nucleotides long. Lineage: Eukaryota; Metazoa; Arthropoda; Insecta; Lepidoptera; Papilionidae. The record is from the annotation of a GenBank genome assembly.